Messenger RNA from Acytostelium subglobosum LB1, 1455 nucleotides. RefSeq lists its product as hypothetical. Bases 1 to 1455 code for a protein of 484 amino acids. The record is from RefSeq and is a predicted model, not a curated record. The transcript has a single exon. Gene Ontology annotation, molecular function: 2-methylcitrate dehydratase activity; 2 iron, 2 sulfur cluster binding. Lineage: Eukaryota; Evosea; Eumycetozoa; Acytosteliales; Acytosteliaceae.
AUGACACAUACAGUACCAGUUACAAACCAAGUUUGGGAUCAGGUCAUCCAGGACAUUGCUGAUUAUGUGAUCAACUUCACACCGACUACAGAGGAGGCAUUCACCACUGCUCAGUACACAUUGUUCGACGCUAUUGGUUGUGGUUUCUUGGCUCUCAAGUUCCCAGAGUGCACAAAGUUGAUGGGUCCCAUCGUCGAGGGCACCGUCGUGCCCAACGGAUGUCGCGUGCCAGGCACUGACUUUGUGCUCGACCCAGUGCAGGCAGCCUUCAACAUUGGCUGCAUGAACCGUUGGCUCGACUUCAACGACACCUGGCUCGGAAAGGAGUGGGGCCACCCAUCCGACAACUUGGCCGCUAUCCUCGCCGCCGCCGAGUACCGCUCCACCCUCAACGUCAAGGAGGGCAAGGCACCACUGACCAUGCGCGACGUGCUCAUCGCCUUGAUCAAGGCCUACGAGAUCCAGGGUGUGAUUGCCCUCGAGAACAGCUUCAACCGUGUCGGUCUGGACCACGUCGUCCUCGUCAAGGUGGCCUCGACCGCCGUCGUCGCCCAGCUGUUGGGUGGCACUCGCGACCAGAUCCUCGCCGCCGUCAGCAAUGCCUGGUUGGACGGCCAGUCCCUCAGAACCUACCGCCACUUCCCCAACACUGGCUCCCGCAAGUCAUGGGCCGCCGGUGACGCUGCCAGUCGCGCCGUCCGUCUGUCUCUGUUUGCUCUCAAGGGUGAGAUGGGUUACCCAUCCGUGCUGACCACCCCCGUCUGGGGCUUCUACGACGUGGCUUUCAAGGGCCAGCAGUUCAAGUUCCAGCGUCCAUACGGCUCGUACGUCAUGGAGCACGUGCUGUUCAAGGUGAGCUACCCCGCCGAGUACCACGCUCAGACCGCUGUCGAGUGCGCCAUCAAGCUGCACCCCCAGAUCAAGGACAAGCUGGACCUCGUCGACUCGAUCACCAUCACCACACACGAGUCUGCCAUCCGUAUCAUCGACAAGAAGGGCAAGCUCCAGAACCCAGCCGACAGAGACCACUGCAUCCAGUACAUGACUGCCAUCGGCAUGCUCUACGGCGACCUGGCCGCUGAGCACUACGAGGACGAGGUUGCCCUCAAGGACACCCGCAUCGAUACCCUCCGCGCAAAGAUGGUCUGUGUCGAGGCACCCCAGUACUCACUCGACUACCUCGACCCAGAGAAGCGCAGCAUUGCCAACUCGAUCAAGGUCAAGUACACCGACGGCACAUGCUCCGAGGACGUUGAGGUCCAAUACCCAAUCGGCCAUCGUCGUCGUCGUCAAGAGGCCAUCCCAUUCCUCUCCCAAAAGUUCUCAGACAGCAUUCGCGCCACCAAGCUCUCUGCAGACUCCACCAAGCGCAUCGAGCAACUCUACAACAACGACAAGGAGUUCCUCGCCACAACCGUUCCAGCUUUCAUGGCAUUGUUCUCUCUUGCCAAGUAA